Planococcus citri (citrus mealybug) is the source of this 1717-nucleotide messenger RNA. Its product is annotated as speckle-type POZ protein-like. The coding region runs from base 206 to 1147 and encodes 313 amino acids. Gene Ontology annotation, molecular function: ubiquitin protein ligase binding. The transcript has 2 exons. NCBI's taxonomy places the organism in Eukaryota, Metazoa, Arthropoda, Insecta, Hemiptera, Pseudococcidae. The record is from RefSeq and is a predicted model, not a curated record. Gene Ontology annotation, cellular component: nucleus; cytoplasm. Gene Ontology annotation, biological process: regulation of proteolysis; proteasome-mediated ubiquitin-dependent protein catabolic process.
UCCAAAUUCGUUCGAAUCAUUUAAAACUGAGAUAAAAAAUAAACUUCCUUACGUCUGCUUGGAAACAACAGUCUUCAGAUUAUCAUUCGGCAGAUAAAUGUGUGAGAUUGUAUACUCAAUUGAUAUUUUUUAAAACUUUCCAAAUCUAUAGUAAGUAAUUCAUUUAUAACCAGUGUUUUCUCUUGAUUGGACCGUUGAAGCAAACAUGAAUCCGUUCAACAUUACGUGGAAAGAUAUACCUUUCGUUUCUUCCUGCAUCAGUCAAACUGAACCAUCAAAACUCGCCUCAGACAAACAUCCUAAGAAUAUCACUACGAGCCACACGCGUCUGCAAACUCACGAAGUAAAACAUAUCUUGAUUAUUCACGAAUUCAGUCUGCACGAGACAUUCAACACUAAUGUGAUUUUAUCGCCCAUGUUACACGCGUCUACAACCGACAGAUUUGAAUGGUACGUUAAAAUAUUUCCCAACUACAUUCACGAAGACAUUAAAACAAUUGGUCUUUAUGUACACCUAUCCAACAACAGUAAGGUUGCAGAGGCGAUGGCAACGACCAAUAUUUCGAUUAUAAAUCAUAAAAAUGAAGCUCUACGUACUGUAAAGCUUGCGAUGGCGAAAGAGUUUCAAUCCGGAACACCUGAGACUAAUUGGGGCUGGGGUUGGACAAACUUUUGCAACAAAGAUGAUUUGUUCAGAAAUCAUUUACUCCAAGAAAAAGACACAUUAACGCUAUCAAUCAACAUAAAAUGGUUACCUGAACAAUCGUGCAAGGUUGUUCAAAGUAUUAUGUCUUCGACCGAUCCUACACUCGAGACCACUUGCAUCAAACUCAAUCCUUCAGAAAACUUGGAAUCGAUGCUGGAAAAUCCGGAAUUCGCGGACGUCGUAUUUAUCACAAAUGGUCACAUGUAUCCAGCUCAUAGGAGUAUUUUGGCCGCGCGCAGUCCCGCUUUCGCUGACAUGAUCCGACGCAAGGAUACAAAAAAUGGAAAAAAUAAGAAAAUUCGAAUACAGGUCACAAACGUGGAUGGAGAAGUACUACACGCUAUGCUGAAAUAUAUUUACACUGGAAAAUGUGAAAAUUUCGAGAAACUAGCGGAAAAACUAUUCGUAGCAGCAGUAAAAUAUGGUUUGGACGGACUGUGAAAAAUCUGUGAAGAAAAGCUUUGUGAGACUUUGUCAGUCAAGAACGCAGCAAAGCUGUUGGUAUUUGCCGAAGAACAUCAGGUUGAUAAAUUGAUAUACAAAGCUAAGGAAGUAAUAGUAAACAGUCAGCUCGGCAGUUGAGUACACAGCCAGUCGCUUUCACAAUGCCACUGCCAAUGCAAAGAUACUAGAAUCUUUGGCAUUUGAUCUGUUUUUCUUCUUACAUAAAAAUAAAUAAAUUAAAUUCUAAUCAUAAUAGUGGCUCUUAAUCAACUUUUGUAUGUGCUAAUCAUUUCUGUAGAAUUCAUAGGUAUGCAUCGAAUAGAUACGAAUAGGUAAAGUAACAUUUUCAUAUCAAAUAUGUCAUCUGAUCAUUUGUAACACAAUUUUACAAAAUUCAUUCAACCGUUUCACACAAUUGUCUUUUGCUAUUUCAUUUAUUUUUCAUUUCUAAUCACUACUAUUAUUUAUAUAUUUUUAAUAUUUUUUAUGUAUUUAUUUUUUUGGUUCCCCGGACACACGAGGUGCCGGGGAUUUUAUCUAAUAAACAAUUUAUUUACAUCUUAAAUC